AUGGCUCUGCUGAAGGUUCUGCUGCUGCUGCUGGGGCUGGGUGUUUCAGUGAACUCAGAUGUUUCUCUGCAGAAGAGAAUCAUUGGAGGUCAAAACUGUGAUGACACGGAGCGUCUUUAUCAUGUUCGGCUGGAGAGCAGCAGGGGUAAUGAAAGGAUCCGCUGUGGAGGAUCUCUAAUCCACCCUGAGUGGAUCCUGACUGUAACUCACUGCUGGAAGUCAGAGCCAGGAUGGACUAACAUAGCAAUACCAAAGGUUCAUCCACGGACUGUUAUACAAUACAAUAUCCGAUACAAUCCUGUGAUUUACGGCCAGUGGCAUGGCAUUAUGUUGCUGAAGCUUCAGACACCAGUAACAGAUGUCCCAGUUGCUCGGCUACCAGACUGCAGUUAUCGUCUUAAAGCAGGCGAUGCUGUUCAGCUGGCAGGAGAGGGAGCAACGACAACCGGUCCCAAUAAUCAGCGAUUGCCCCCCGAUGCUGCUAUUCCAGCACAUCUUCAAUGUGUCGACAUGAGAGUUGCUCAUGCUUCCCAAGUCCAUCCAACACAUGGGCAUUUAUUAUAUGCUGAAGCACCGAACAAGGACAUUUGCUCUGGCGACGCUGGUGCAGCAGCUGUGUACAAUGACCUGAUUUACGGUGUGAUUUCUUUUGCUGGAACAAAGGCAUGUCAGAGAUCAACUGUAAUAUUGGAUGUGUGUGGAUAUCUGCAGUGGAUAAAAGCAACAACUGGGAUUCAAUAA
Molecule: messenger RNA, 741 nt
Organism: Xiphophorus maculatus (southern platyfish)
Lineage: Eukaryota; Metazoa; Chordata; Actinopteri; Cyprinodontiformes; Poeciliidae
Product: anionic trypsin-2-like
Exons: 6
Coding region: 1-741 (246 amino acids)
Biological process (GO): proteolysis
Molecular function (GO): serine-type endopeptidase activity
Source: RefSeq, a predicted model, not a curated record